AUGUCGACGGCACCGUCGUCCGCAAUCGACGGCGGCAGCAGCGGCGGCAUCAACGGGGCUGCAGAUCCGGCGAGCAGCAGCGCUGCAACCACACUCGUCAUCAUCGACGAGGGGGAGGACGAGGAGCAGGAGCAGCAGCAGCAGCAGGAGGAGUCCGGGCGAGAGGCCGGCGUCGCGCGCCACGCGGACGUGGGCAUUUCGGAGGGUGACGUCGCCGAUCUCCGGGAGGCUGCGCGCCGGGCCUCGGCUGGUGCGGCGGCGUCGGCGGCUUCUGCUGGCACGGCUGUGACGCACGUCUGGGGUCCCCACGUCGAGCAGCAGCAAAUCCACCAGGAGCAACCGCAGCAGCAGCAGAAGCACCACCACCACCACAGCCACCACCACCACUACGACCAGGACCAGCAGCGCGACCGGCAGCUCGUCCACGAGCUAGACCUAGACGCAGGCGCCGACGCCGACGCCGACGCACAAGCAAAAGGCGGAGAAGCGUCGCAGGAGUCGCUCUACUAUGAAGCGUCCACGAUGGCGUCGCUGAACCCCUUCUCCGUGGCCGCCAUCAACCGCCUGCGCGCCUACAAGCCGCCCGCUUUCCCGCUGUGGGACGCCCUGCCCGCCCGCCGGCGCGCCGCCGUGCUCGUCCUGCUCUAUGCGGACCGCUGGGGCGACCUUCGCGUCGUCAUCACGAUGCGUGCUGCCAGUCUCCGGAGCUUCUCGGGACAUGCUGCGCUGCCUGGUGGCAAGGCCGACCACAAGGACGAGACGCCGUACCAAAUCGCGAGGAGAGAGGCAUAUGAGGAGAUUGGUCUACCCAUGGACGACGCACGCAUCCCUCGCCCCUUUAGAAUCGAACCUCUGUGUACGCUCCCGCCCUCCCUGGCCCGCACCCACCUCGUCGUCACGCCCUGCGUCGCCUUCCUCCACGCCGACCGCACGUCGACGCCCGAGGCGCCCAGUCCACUCGUCGAGGAGUCCAUGAUACCCCGCCUCGAUGCCCGCGAGGUCGCCGCCGUCUUCAGCGCUCCCUUCUACAACUUUCUCAAGGCCGAUGACCUCCCGCCGCGAGCCGGCGCUGCCGCUCUACCGCCAGGGCAGUGGUACGAGGGCUCGUGGGUCGCAUGGAAGGACAUGCCAUGGCGCGUGCACAACUUUUACGUGCCCGUCAACAACCAACGCGUGUCCAAGCCGAGCCGUCGCGACAGCGCACAGGGCAACUUGGCCGAGAAGCUGGGCGAGGAGCAGGAGUUUGAAGGGCGCUUCAAGGUCUGGGGCAUGACGGGCCGGCUGCUUGUCGACGCCGCCCGGAUAGCCUACGGGGAGGAGCCCGAGAUCGAGCACAACGACACCUUUGGCGACUACGACAUUAUCCAGCGGGCUGAAUCAGAAGGUGUCUUCAAAGAGAUUAUGGAACAGGACAAGGCCGCUGCCAAUGACGGCAACGGUGCGGCCAAGAUGUGA
Purpureocillium lilacinum is the source of this 1455-nucleotide messenger RNA. RefSeq lists its product as uncharacterized. The record is from RefSeq and is a predicted model, not a curated record. Gene Ontology annotation, biological process: coenzyme A catabolic process. Gene Ontology annotation, molecular function: coenzyme A diphosphatase activity. Lineage: Eukaryota; Fungi; Ascomycota; Sordariomycetes; Hypocreales; Ophiocordycipitaceae.